AUGGCACUUACUACUACUACUACUACUACUACUACUACUACUACUACUACUACUACUACUACUACUACUACUACUACUACUACUACUACUACUACUACUACUACUACUACUACUACUACUACUACUACUACUACUACUACUACUACUACUACUACUACUACUACUAAUAAUAAUAAUAAUAAUAAUAAUAAUAAUAAUAAUAAAGAAUCCUAA
Molecule: messenger RNA, 213 nt
Organism: Schistosoma bovis
Lineage: Eukaryota; Metazoa; Platyhelminthes; Trematoda; Strigeidida; Schistosomatidae
Source: the annotation of a GenBank genome assembly